Messenger RNA from Epinephelus moara (kelp grouper), 3156 nucleotides. It is a transcript of the gene entpd4, whose product is annotated as ectonucleoside triphosphate diphosphohydrolase 4. The transcript has 13 exons. The coding region runs from base 267 to 2123 and encodes 618 amino acids. Gene Ontology annotation, biological process: nucleoside diphosphate catabolic process. NCBI's taxonomy places the organism in Eukaryota, Metazoa, Chordata, Actinopteri, Perciformes, Serranidae. Gene Ontology annotation, molecular function: nucleoside diphosphate phosphatase activity. Gene Ontology annotation, cellular component: membrane. The record is from RefSeq and is a predicted model, not a curated record.
CAAAAAUCAAGCGCACCGUAGUCGGGAACACGUCACUCACCGGAGACCUGCCACAUACUCGCUGAACACUAGCCAGCGGUUAGCAUCUGCCUGCGCAGACAUGUCUGUUUUUCCAGAGAAGAGGGGACUUUCACAUUUUUAUUAGUUAUGAUGGCACAUGAAGUAAACGGGAUGGAGCCGUGGAACAAGCCAAAGCUCCCAUCUUCAGCUGACUGAUUCUUGAUUCACAAAUCAAGCACACCAACAAGUAGAAGACAAUCUGCACCAUGGGAAGGAUCAGCUUUUCGUGCCUUUUCCCAGCCCCAUGGCAUUUCAGCCUGUCAUCCCAGGUUCUUCCUCGGCUCCUCGUACCUUCCCUCAGACAGCUGCUCUUCAUUGGCCUGGUGCUCUGCCUCAUAGGACUGCUUUACCUGCUGCUUGUCACUGGAAAGGGGCACGCCAGCUGGACUAGAGAGGAAAAUCACUUCCACAGACACUUGGCAAGGGUGACUGAUGUGGACGCAACAGAUACAAGCAACCCCAACCUGAACUAUGGCCUGGUGGUGGACUGUGGCAGCAGCGGCUCCAGGGUGUUUGUUUACUGCUGGCCCCGGCACAAUGGUAAUCCCCAUGAACUGCUGGACAUUCGUCAAAUGAGAGAUCAACACCGUAAGCCGGUCGUCAUGAAGAUUAAACCAGGUAUCUCCGAAUUGGCUAAAACACCUGAAAAAGCCAGCGAUUAUAUCUAUCCACUGUUGAGCUUUGCAGCCCAACACAUCCCCAAAAAUAAGCACCAAGAAACACCCUUGUACAUCCUGUGCACAGCUGGAAUGCGAAUCCUUCCUGAAAGUCAACAAGAAGCACUUCUUGAGGAUCUGCGAACAGACAUCCCAGUCCACUUUAAUUUCCUCUUCUCUGAUUCCCAUGUGGAAGUGAUCUCUGGAAAACAGGAAGGUGUCUAUGCAUGGAUUGGGAUAAACUUUGUCCUCGGAAGGUUUAACCAUGUGCACAAUGAUGGCGAAGCUGUAGUGGAGGUAAAUGUCCCAGGCAGUGAUCAGCAGGAGGCGCUGGUGAGGAAAAGAACUGCUGGUGUCCUGGACAUGGGCGGGGUCUCCACACAGAUCGCAUACGAAGUGCCCAAAACUGUAAGCUUUGCUUCUCCACAGCAGGAGGAAGUCGCCAAGAACUUACUCGCCGAGUUCAACUUGGGAUGUGACGCACAUCGCACAGAGCACGUUUAUCGUGUUUAUGUUUCCACCUUCCUGGGAUUUGGAGGAAAUGCAGCACGCCAAAGAUACGAGGAGAGCAUCAUCAGAAAUACUGCCACUCGAAACAAGCUCUUAGGUCAGCACAAUGGUGAGACAGCAGACUCUCCGCUCCUGGACCCUUGUCUGCCUGCAGACCUGCAGGACGAAAUUGGUUCAUCUGCACAGAAGCUGUAUCUGCGAGGCACAGGAGACUUUGACCAGUGUAGACAGAUUCUCCAGCCGUACCUCAACCGCACCAAUGAGACCCUGACCUCCCUCAGUGGCAUCUACCAGCCAGCCAUCGACUACAGCAACAGUCAGUUCUACGGCUUCUCUGAGUUCUACUACUGCACGGAGGAUGUGCUGCGCAUGGGCGGGGAUUAUAACGCUUCCAAAUAUGCCCAGGCUGCCAAGAGCUACUGUUCGACCCAGUGGAAGACUCUGAGGGAACGCUUUGACUCUGGCUUGUAUGCUUCACAUGCUGAUCUCCACAGACUGAAGUACCAGUGUUUUAAAUCAGCAUGGAUGUAUGAAGUGUUGCACUCAGGCUUCUCUUUCCCAGCCAACUAUAAAAACCUGAAGACUGCCCUACUGGUCUAUGAUAAGGAGGUCCAGUGGACUCUUGGGGCUAUUCUCUACAGAACACGGUUUCUGCCUUUGAGGGACAUCCAGCAGGAAAGUCUUAAAGGAGUGCACUCCCACUGGCGGCACAGCUUCUCUUUUGUAAACAACCACUACUUAUUCCUGGCUUGUUUCUUCAUUGUGUUGUUGUCUAUUAUGCUGUACUUACUGCGACUCCGCCGCAUCCAUCGGCUCACAGCGCAGCGCUGCAGUCCUUCAUCUGUAGCGUGGUUGGAAGACGGCCUCGGCUCCCCCACACUCCCUAUCAACCUCUAAAGUUUCUAGAGCGUAAAGUCUUGACAUCAUGUCUGGCUUUCCAAAGCAGAUCUCUUUUUUUUUCUCUCUCUCUCUCUCUCUCUCUCUCUCUCUCUCUCUCUCUCUCUCUGAGGCCAUCUGCUUGUUCAGUGAGCUUUUGAAGUGUGCGACCCUGAAAACCUUUCUGUGAGUUGAAACAGAGAUGGUGGUGAGAGUUGGACUAACGAUGAAGAUCUUAUGUGAGUCCUCAGGCUUACCUGAGCCAUGGAAAUAUUUGUGAUUAAGUUAUUUUGUCUAAUAAUGACAUGUCUUUUUUUAGAAUCCACAUUUUGCCUGUUCAUGCCUCCAGAUGUCUUCUAUUUAUUUCUAAAAAAAAAGAAGAAAAAAAAAAAAAAAAGACAAACACAGCGGUACUUUGAUUGCUAGCAAUUUUCCCAUACCCAAAAUAAUUUUACUUUGAAUUUUACAAAGUUGGACAUAUUGGGACUUUUGCCUUUCUUUAUGCCUUUUCUGUUUAUGAUCACAUCUUUUUGUUUGUUUUUAUAGUUGUUAAAUGGUACAAGCACUCGUAAUUUCUACAGGAACCUCAAAUGCAAUAUGAUUUAUAAUUAGUGGAAGGAGCACUUUGUAAUGCAGUUGAGAUGUACAUCCAAGCUGAAAUGGUUUCUUUUUUUGUGUGUGUGUGUCUUUCCCAGAUUGUUCUGCCUCAACAAGACAAGUAGCCUUUAAUAGCUAUACUAGUGCAAUACAUGUCUUGUCACUGUUGGGGAAACUCUCCAAAACACAUCCUUUCUUUUGUCGAGAGUAUCAGUCUCUCUUAACGCCCUGCUGAAAUCCUUAUGUUGGGUCGUCUGACUUUGAAGUUGGAUACCGUUGCGUAUAUUUACGUUGGGCUUCAUUUUCAGAAGCUGUCAUAUCACUGCUGUGAGGGGAUUGCAAAUGAGAGCACAUGCCCCAUUAUUUAUAUGAAAAUGGUCUAUAGUGAAAUGUUUGCACAGGUGAAUGCAAAGUAAGUGUUGUCACAUUGCAAUUCAGUAAUAAAGGUUUUAUGGUA